AAUAGUGGCCUAUUUUUAUUGUAAAAUGGGUAAAAGAAUGGAUAAAGAAUUAUUUAUAUUAUACGGUACUCGACUUUUCAAAACUCCCAGCUGCGUUAUACUAUGACGCAUUAUUAUCGCGACGCCUCUGCGCCACGUCACCUUCGAGAGACUCACAUGGGUUUGUUUUGAAUGGUGACUGUUUGACAGUUCUGCUGUUGAUAUCGUUCGUCUCAAUUUAAAACCCCAGCAUUUGCGGAAAUAUGUUGCCCACGGAUGGAGUCAUGUCUUUUCCCGGUCAGACGUGGGAAAAAGUGCUGUCAAAGGUAAAAAAGGCUGUUGUUUUCAUGGAUGAUCGGUGCUCGGAGAGUCUGCACUGGAACGGAGGAGCUGCGCUUCUGUUUGAGGCUGGAGCUCGAAACAUCAAACAGUUCUCAAGCUUUGAGGCAGGCGGACAGAAUGAACCCAAAGCUGUGUUUGUGAUCAGCUCCGUGCUGAAAGGUAGAACCGCAGACAUUAUCAAAGACAUAAUUUCCCUCAGUAACUUCCAGUACUGCGUGGUUUUCACAACUGUUCCUCACUCCAUUCACCUGCUUGCGAAUAAUGUGACUACUGAUCUGGAGGGGAACCCGGUGUUUGAGCAGUUUGAAGAGAAACUGUGUGAGUGGAUGGGUGAUAUGAACUAUACCGCUGAGGUCAUGCAUGCUCCUGUGGUCUUUGCGCCUCUGACACAACAGCUCCACCUUUUGCCUGCUUUCUCUGAACUUUUCCCUUUAAUGGAAGUGGAUCUUGAGGCCAUCAAUGAGAAGAGGCCAGAGAAAAAACGAUUUGGGAGUCUGAUGGAUGUGGAUAUGCACUCUCUCCCACCUGAGUUACAGAUUCAGGUUAAAUCUCUCGCAUCAGCCCUCAACGCCCUGUUUGAUUUCAUCAGUACCCGUGAGGAGAGCUUUUCUGUGGGUCCGAUGAGCCGUCUGAUCGCAGGGGAACUGGCCAGUCAUCCACAGGCCAAAAACAGGAGGAAGUCAGCCCCCAAUAAAGCAUCAAUAGUGUUUAUUGACAGAACUCUUGAUCUUACAGGAGCUGUUGGCCACCAUGGGGACAAUCUGGUUGAGAAAAUCCUAUCCGUGUUGAGACAGUUGCCAGGUCAUGUGACUGACGUUCAGGUGGACAUGCUGGAGCUCACACACCUGAAGCAGACAACUGAUACCAAGGGCAUCUUGGCACCAGGCUGCUUGGCACAGAACCAAUCUGCCACUGCACGGUUGCUAUGGGAGACAAUGCUGGUUGCUAAGCAAAAGGAGGCAGUGAUGGAAGUGAGGAGACAACUGGUCGAGGCAGCCAGCAAAGAGAACCUGCCAAUCAAAAUGAGUCUAGGGCGGGUUACAGCCGAACAGCUUUGUUCAUAUGUGCAGUUGUUUCGGGACAGUUGGGGGUCUCUGGAAAGUCACAGUGGGGUCCUACAGCUGGGACUGGCUGCUGCUCAAGCUCUCCGUCAUCCUGCCCUCCCGCGCUGGGACGCCUGCCUUGCUUUUGAGAGACUCCUCCUGCAGGCCUUGGGGGAUUCGGACCUGGCAGAGGUUCUGAAACAACUUCUUCCCCUCAUAAAGUCCAGUGAGUCUGGAACAGGUUCAGACUCUAGUGAGCUGAGUGUGGAUGAUCUUCUGGUGCUGCUGGUCUAUGUGUACUCUAUGGCCAAGGAAGCAUGUCCGGGUGGUACUGAUGAGGAAAAACAUGUUGAGAAGGUGGAAAAUGAGUUGAUUGGCGCACUGACACUCCGACUCACCCGGCAGACCUCAUUAAGCCCUCUGCUGCUGGAGAUCACAGGAGUCUCAGGCCCUGAGGAGCUGACUGCGGAGCGUGCUCACUCUGCCCUGGAGAACAUGUUUGAGACACUGAGGGGAAUCAGUCACGCCCGAGACCACCUGAAGAACUUCAGCUCUGUGUACACUCCCAGUGAUGGAGCACACCAGGCAACAUACCGGCCAUUGCUUAAGCAGGUGCUAGAAGAGAUCUUCCACCCAGACAGACGUGAAUGCCCUGAUGUAGAGCACAUGUCGGGGGGACUCACUGACCUUCUCAAGACUGGCUUCAGCAUGUUCAUGAAGGUCACCCGACCACACCCAAGUGAUCAUCCGCUCUUGUUUCUCUUCCUGGUGGGCGGAGUCACACCAUCAGAGCUCCGCCUCAUUCGUGAAGUCGUCUCCACCCAUAAGUCAGGCACUCAGGUACUCGUAAUGUCCACUAGGCUGCUGAGACCUUCCGACAUCCCUCACUUACUCUUCAGCACUGACAGGCUCAAACCUGACAUUGGAGUGUGAAGGGACUGAACACACACACUUCUGGCUGUUGAAUCGAUUCUUUCCAACAUAUUUUGCCUUUUGUCUCAAUUUUAGAGGCAUCCGAGAAAAAAAAAAUAAUGCAUUAAAAAAGGUUUAAGCAAUAUACAGAACAUGCUUUUGUUCCUAAUAAAUACCACAACAUCCCAUUCCAAUUAUUUCACAUUUUGUUGUAUAUGACCAAAGAUUCUCUCUUAGUCCCUCCAUUUUUUCCCUUUAAAUAAAAUCUUUAUGGUUGGC
Messenger RNA from Onychostoma macrolepis, 2555 nucleotides. It is a transcript of the gene scfd2, whose product is annotated as sec1 family domain containing 2. The record is from RefSeq and is a predicted model, not a curated record. NCBI's taxonomy places the organism in Eukaryota, Metazoa, Chordata, Actinopteri, Cypriniformes, Cyprinidae. Gene Ontology annotation, biological process: intracellular protein transport; vesicle-mediated transport. Bases 243 to 2297 code for a protein of 684 amino acids. The transcript has 9 exons.